AUGGCAAUGUUGCUGUUGCUUUUGCAGUAUUACGUGCUGUCGGGUUUUGUGUGCAACGCGAUCGCGUUUGUGGAGGAACCAUCCGGCGGUAGAGCGGACGGCUACUGCGGGAGGAUCCUACGGGCACAGACCCACGGGACCAGGCGUGAUGGGUACCAUGAGUUCCGUCUCAGAAUGGAAGGCGACCCGGAAGCCUACCAGCCGGGCAGCACCUACAGAGUGCUCCUCUUGGCGACCAGCCCUGCAUAUUUCAGAGGUUUUACCCUCAUUGCACUGAAGGAGGGCAAGGAGGGCACUAAAGAUGAUGACUACACCGGUCAGUUUCAGCUCAUUGAUGAAGACGACACACAGUUCAUGACCAACUGUCCCCCUGCAGUGACCGAGAGCACCCCUCGCAGACGCACAAGGAUUCAGGUUUUUUGGACAGCGCCACCAACUGGGAGUGGUUGUGUCAUACUCAAGGCAAGCAUUGUCCAGAAGAAAAUCAUAUAUUUCCAAGAUGAGGGCUCUCUUACCAUCCGGCUAUGUGAGAAAGAACCUGUAUUAGGAGUGGCAACAGCAGACCCUGCUUUGGAGUGUUGCGCCUGUGGAACAGCCAAAUACAGACUCACCUUUUAUGGAAACUGGUCAGAGAAAGUGCAUCCUAAAGACUAUCCCAGACGAGCUAACCACUGGUCUGCACUGAUUGGUGCUUCCCAUUCAAGAGGCUAUGUGCUCUGGGAGUAUGGAGGUUAUGCCAGUGAGGGGGUCCGACAAGUUGCUGAAUUUGGCUCUCCCAUCAAAAUGGAAGAAGAGAUUCGGCAGAAGGGUGAUGAGGUUCUGACUGUCAUUAAAACCAAAGCUCAGUGGCCAGCAUGGCAGCCCCUUAACAUGCGAGCAGCUCCAUCUGCUGAGUUCUCUGUCGACCAGACCCGCCACUUAAUGUCUUUCCUCACCAUGCUCGGGCCCAGUCCUGACUGGAAUGUGGGCCUAUCAGGAGAGGACCUAUGCACCAAGGAGUGUGGUUGGGUCCAGCGGUUGGUGACAGAUCUUAUUCCCUGGGAUGCCGGCACGGACGGUGGUAUCACAUAUGAAUCUCCAAAUAAGCCCAUGGUACCUCAAGAGAAAAUUCGACCUUUAACAAGUUUGGAUCACCCUCAGAGCCCCUUUUAUGACCCUGAAGGUGGCGCGAUUACCCCAGUGGCUAGGGUAGUGGUAGAGCGUAUCGCCAGGAAGGGUGAGCAGUGCAAUGUGGUGCCAGACAGCAUUGAUGACAUUGUAGCAGACAUUGGUCAGGAGGAAAGUGAGAAAGAUGACACCCCUGAGACAUGUAUCUACUCUGGUUGGUCUCCAUGGUCGGCUUGCAGCAGUGCAUCAUGUGAAAAAGGCAGACGGAUGAGGCAAAGGAUGCUUAAGGCUCAGCUGGACCUCAGUGUUCCGUGUCCCCACACUCAAGAUUUCCAGCCUUGCAUGGGCCCUGGAUGCAGUAUGCAGGAGCCAUCGACAUGCAUGAUGUCAGAGUGGAUAAGCUGGUCGGCCUGCAGUGUUUCCUGUGGAAUGGGAAUGAGGUCCAGAGAGCGUUAUGUUAAACAGUACCCAGAGGAUGGAUCGCUCUGCCAACUCAACACAGAGGAGAUAGAGAAGUGUGUCGUCAAUGAAGAAUGCUCAGCCAGCAGUUGCGUGGUGACAGAGUGGACUGGGUGGGAUCCCUGCACUGUGUCCUGUGGGAUGGGCAUGAAAAGGCGUGAACGCAUGGUUAAAAUGCCUCCCAUAGAUGGAUCAAUGUGUAAAACGGAGGUGGCCGAAGUUGACAAGUGCAUGAUGCCAGAAUGCCAUACCAUCCCAUGUAUGCUGUCACCAUGGUCUGACUGGAGUGAAUGUAGCGUCACCUGUGGCCGUGGCUUACGGACCCGCCAGAGGAUGCUUAAGUCGGAUCCUGCAGAGUGCAGUGAGGAGUUAGAGCAGACAGAGAAGUGUAUGCUACCAGAAUGUCCUAUUGACUGCAUGGUCUCAGAGUGGUCUGAAUGGUCAGAGUGCAACAAGUCCUGUGGUAAAGGCCACACCAUCCGAACUCGCAUGGUGAAACUGGAACCGCAGUUCGGGGGCAGCGCGUGUCCUGAGACCAUUCAGCGGAAGAAAUGCAAAAUUAGGAAGUGCCGAUCAAAGCCAAAGGAGGAGAGAGCUGAAGGCAAGAGGAGAAGAAGAGGUAAACAGGGAAGUGAUGCAUUGUUACAGGAACAGUCAGGUUGUGGAAUGCAGCCAUGGACCGGCUGGACAGACUGCACCAAAUCAUGUGGAGGGGGCAUCCAGGAGCGUUUCAUGUUGAAGAAGAAAAGGGCAAGAGGCACUCUGACGGGCAACUGCAAGGACCGCAAGGAAAUACGUGCCUGUAAUGUCAAUCCCUGCUAG
Molecule: messenger RNA, 2388 nt
Organism: Nerophis lumbriciformis (worm pipefish)
Lineage: Eukaryota; Metazoa; Chordata; Actinopteri; Syngnathiformes; Syngnathidae
Source: RefSeq, a predicted model, not a curated record